AUGUUUGAGUUGCCCUACUUCAUCAAUGAACUGACUGUCUCAAGCAUUGACUUGGGCACUGAACUGCCCGUCAUUCGACGCGCCGGUAGACCCUUCCUGGACAACCACGGUCUGUGGAUCGAGGCAGAAAUAAUCUACGCCGGUGGCUUCACUGUCUGCCUUGAAACUAAGGUUAACUUGAUGAAGCUUCGUGACCGAAGUGGCAAAACCAAUGGUACACCUGAUAAUCAGGACCAGCCCGAAAGUGCUACUUCCUCCGCAAAUACAAGUUCCGGCACAGGUCCCUCGUUUGCGCCCCACUCCUCACGUUUGGCGGCCUUUGCGUCAGACGAAGAGGACAGUGCUGACUCCUCUACGGAUACCGAUGCUGACGUUAGUACCCUAGGCGGUGCCUUCAAUGGAGAAGGAGCGCGCACCCCCUUCACGAAUACCUCAGAUGGCUCUAAUGCUGCCUCUUCGAUCUCCGCCGGAUCCCCAGAAGCUCGGGAUGAACAAAACGACUCGUGCGUAACCUGUUUCAGUCUCAUUAGUCUGCUCUCUUUCCCAUAG
Molecule: messenger RNA, 549 nt
Organism: Dibothriocephalus latus
Lineage: Eukaryota; Metazoa; Platyhelminthes; Cestoda; Diphyllobothriidea; Diphyllobothriidae
Source: the annotation of a GenBank genome assembly